This is a messenger RNA of Thamnophis sirtalis, 425 nucleotides long. The record is from RefSeq and is a predicted model, not a curated record. NCBI's taxonomy places the organism in Eukaryota, Metazoa, Chordata, Lepidosauria, Squamata, Natricidae.
UCUCUAUGUACCAGCUACGCUUUUCCCUGAGAAAGAAGAUUCGCCAGAUUCUGGAAGAAUUUGCUGAUCUUGCUUGUUCAGAGGACUGCACAGUGAUAGAAGGACCUAUUCUGGACUGCUGGACAUGUCUGCGUAUCACCACACAGUGUUUUGAUGGAGAAGUCUGUGGAGUGGAAGACAAACGUCUGGCAGAAUACAAUGAAAUUGUUCUUUAUGUGUUCCUUGUUUGCGAGUCAGUGAUAACCACCUCAAUCAUACUUGUGUACAUGGUGUGUUUCAAGUACAGGAAGCGCAUGCUGCUAAAAUCUUUGGGCUAUUAAUUGCCUAUAUAGGCCAGAAGGCCAUUUCAGCGACUUUUCUUCGUUCAAAGUAUUCUUGAUCUUCAUUCUUGACAAGCUUGAAUAAAAGAAAUCCAUUUGUAGGGA